GUACGUCUCCCACAAGCUUCCGUAGUACAGUUUUCCGCUAGUUUUUUUUUCUCCAAACCGGAAACGUAGUGUACUAGCAUGUUGUGCCGGAGAAAUGGGUGGCCGAAUAACACGUGUGUUUCGCAAUUUUAACCUUGAGAAUCGGAUACAACGAGAACUCAGCAAGCAAAAACCUACUGUGGCUCCUCUAUACCCCACCAUUCACCACAGCAAAUCAGAACAUGGGGCUGAAUCCAAUCCCAAAAUCCGAGAAGAAGUUCUAAGAAAAGAUGAAGAGCUCUUGUCACGUUUAAGGAUGAUUUAUGUCACUUCAGCAGAUCCUCCAGCUCAGGUACAAAAAGAAAAAAAUGUUGGAAAGGAGGAACACAGACUUCCAAAAUCUGUACUUCACGGUGAUCCUUUUGGGACUUUGGGAGUGAAGAGCAUCCCAAAGGGAAAGCUGUCUGUACUUGAAGCUGUUACUCUGCUGGACAACCACAAGCGUUCCCCAAAAGAGUGGACUACAGAAAGAAUAGCUAAAGAAUAUACUGUGGAACUGAACCAUGUUAUCUCCAUGCUUCACUACUUUAUACCAUUUAACUUGAAGAUCAUUCCUUCAAAAGAACAACAGUCAACACACAUAACAGCAGGAACAAAGAAGUAAAGCUACAUUUCUAUGAACUGUUUGCACCAAGCAAAGUGAGGCCAGAUAAGAUACCCUUUCAUACUGUUGAGUGAUACUUAAGUGCAUCAGAUGAAUUUUCACUAGAAUGUAACUCCUGAUACCUCAUACUGGUAGCAAGACAUCAGGGCAUAUUAAGGUUUUGUGCUGCUAGGAGAUUGAUGGCCUUCAGGAAGUAUGAAGCAGCGAUUUGAGAGGAAACUUACCUUGUGGGUCCUGGAUGAAAUCUGCCUGUAUAUCUGUGGAUUUAAAUGGAAUUCAAAAAGGCCAGUAAUUGGCAUUUGAUGUACAUGUUUUGCUGUCUGAAUGUAUUGUAUUCUAGAUAUUUCAGUUUUUUGAACUGCACUUUGUUAAAAUUAUGUGAAUGGUUUUAUAACUGACUAAUGUAUAAUUUGUUAGCACUGUGAAGGCUUAGGUAAAUUGCCUCCCUUCAAAAAUGUUUGCAGCCCAAAUUUUAUAGUAAGAUGGCUAUGCAUUUAUUAGUCCCCAUCCUAAGUGUUGAGCCACAUAAACCUGUUGUGGCAGAAAUAACUUUGGCUCGUACAAGUGAUGGACUUCCUUUCAAUAUUUGAUCUGUCGUGAGACAGCAAGUUCAGUGUAUGAAAUAGUCAGUCUUGUGUUAUUUCAUCAUUUUUAUUGUUAUUUUUUCUUCUAUGAAGUCUUCUCCAUACAUCAAAGUAUGUAAUUAUUGGAGAACAUGGAAAUGUGGUUGAAUUAUAUAUCUGAAGUAGGAUAUUCAUUUGUCUGCAACCUGUGGGUUAUGGAUCCGAUAUCGGAUCCGAACCGGCAUGGU
Molecule: messenger RNA, 1454 nt
Organism: Protopterus annectens (West African lungfish)
Lineage: Eukaryota; Metazoa; Chordata; Ceratodontiformes; Protopteridae
Gene: NDUFAF4
Product: NADH:ubiquinone oxidoreductase complex assembly factor 4
Exons: 3
Coding region: 95-643 (182 amino acids)
Biological process (GO): mitochondrial respiratory chain complex I assembly
Cellular component (GO): mitochondrion
Source: RefSeq, a predicted model, not a curated record